UUAUACUCCUUCCCCCUCCAAACGUUUUCUUCUCGAGCCAGUUGAAGAAACAAAGAAAAAACAAUUGACGGUGAUCGAUUGAUUGAUCAGAGAAAAAUGUCGUGGCAAACUUACGUUGAUGAUCACUUGAUGUGCGAAAUCGAAAACGGCCAUCACUUAUCCGCUGCUGCAAUCAUCGGUCAUGAUGGCAGUGUUUGGGCCCAGAGCUCGUCUUUUCCUAAGUUUAAUCCUGAAGAGAUUACUGCCAUCACAAAAGAUUUUGAUGAACCUGGGUCGCUUGCACCAACUGGGCUGCACCUUGGUGGCUCUAAGUAUAUGGUAAUCCAGGGAGAGCCUGGAUCUGUGAUUCGUGGGAAGAAGGGCGCUGGUGGCAUAACUGUGAAGAAAACGGGGCAAGCUAUGAUUUUUGGCAUAUAUGAUGAACCCGUUACUCCAGGGCAGUGUAACAUGGUUGUUGAGAGGUUGGGUGAUUACCUUGUUGACCAGGGUCUGUAACCCUCACCCCUGCUUGUUAAUUUCCUAUUUUACUUAUUGGUUAUGGACUUGCAUCUUUUUCCAUAGCCAUGAACUGGCAUUGAAGUUUUUUUUGGAGUUGGUGAUGAUAAUAAUCAUGUGAAGAGACUAAUUGAUUUUUUGGUUUGGUAGCUUUUCUGAUUCUCCAAUUCCCUUUGUUCCCAUGAUUAUGAGUAUUCAUUCUCCCUUUUGUUUUGACUCCAGUGGAGUU
Durio zibethinus is the source of this 724-nucleotide messenger RNA. Its product is annotated as profilin-4. Lineage: Eukaryota; Viridiplantae; Streptophyta; Magnoliopsida; Malvales; Malvaceae. Gene Ontology annotation, molecular function: actin monomer binding. The record is from RefSeq and is a predicted model, not a curated record. Gene Ontology annotation, cellular component: cell cortex.